This is a messenger RNA of Myotis davidii, 1881 nucleotides long. It is a transcript of the gene SLC49A4, whose product is annotated as disrupted in renal carcinoma 2. Gene Ontology annotation, biological process: transmembrane transport. Gene Ontology annotation, cellular component: membrane; intracellular membrane-bounded organelle. Lineage: Eukaryota; Metazoa; Chordata; Mammalia; Chiroptera; Vespertilionidae. The coding region runs from base 283 to 1341 and encodes 352 amino acids. The record is from RefSeq and is a predicted model, not a curated record. Gene Ontology annotation, molecular function: transmembrane transporter activity. The transcript has 9 exons.
UUUGGAAACCAAACAUUUAACCAUCUCCCCUUCGCCAAAAAAUGAGAAAGAUCUGAAAAGAGAGAAAAAUUUGCAUUAAACAAUUUGUCUACUCAUUGUGAAAUGGUUUCAGAGAGGUGUUGAGUUUGGGAGAAAUUGGAAGAACUUUUGCCACCUCUGCCACAUGCUCACUAUGAGCCACUGUGUGAUGUGGCUGCUGCAAACAAGAAGGCGGCAUUCGCUUAGAAGCAACAGCAGCUUUCCAAUAGUCUUCGGAUAACUGUGCUUCUGACAUCCUUCCUCAUGGUUUUGGGAACUGGUCUAAGAUGCAUACCUAUAUCAGACUUAGUGCUUAAACGAAGACUAAUCCAUGGAGGACAGCUUUUAAAUGGAUUGGCAGGCCCAACCGUAAUGAAUGCAGCUCCGUUCCUGUCCACAACGUGGUUUUCUGCAGAUGAACGCGCCACUGCCACAGCUAUCGCGUCCAUGCUCAGUUAUCUCGGUGGAGCAUGUGCAUUUUUAGUUGGACCGCUUUUUGUUCCAGCUCCCAAUGGCACGUCGCCUCUUCUUGCAUCCGAGAAUAGCAGGGCCCACAUUAAAGACCGUAUAGAGACUGUACUAUAUGCAGAAUUUGGAGUGGUCUGCUUAAUAUUUUCUGCAACUCUUGCUUAUUUCCCACCCCGGCCUCCCCUUCCUCCCAGUGUUGCUGCAGCUAGCCAACGACUGAGUUAUCGGCGGAGCUUUUGUAGAUUAUUAAGCAAUGUGAGAUUUUUGAUGAUUGCUUUAGCAUAUGCCAUACCGCUCGGUGUAUUUGCUGGCUGGUCUGGAGUUCUGGACUUAAUUUUAACACCAGUGCAUGUCAGCCAAGUAGAUGCUGGCUGGAUUGGAUUUUGGUCCAUAGUUGGGGGCUGUGUUGUUGGAAUAGCUAUGGCAAGGUUUGCAGAUUUUAUCAGGGGUAUGCUGAAAUUAAUUCUUCUCCUCCUGUUUUCUGGGGCUACACUAUCAUCCACGUGGUUCACCCUCACCUGUUUGAACAGCAUCACACACCUGCCUUUAACCACAGUGACGUUGUAUGCCUCCUGUAUUCUCCUGGGAGUGUUCUUGAAUAGCAGUAUACCUAUAUUUUUUGAGCUGUUUGUGGAAACUGUCUACCCAGUUCCAGAAGGAAUUACUUGUGGAGUUGUCACUUUUUUAAGUAAUAUGUUCAUGGGAGUGCUUUUACUUUUUCUCACAUUUUAUCACAAAGAGUUGUCUUGGUUCAACUGGUGCCUUCCCGGGUCGUGUUUGCUCAGUCUCCUCCUCAUUCUGUGCUUCAGGGAAUCCUAUGACAGACUCUAUCUUGAUGUGGUUGUCUCCGUCUAAUAGCACAGACUCGAAGGAGUUUACAGAGAGACUGGAGAUCCAUUCUGCAUCCUGCACAUUUGCUCGGAAUUGCACACCUGACGGAUAAAAAGGAGAAGACAGAAAAUUCAUUCAGAGGUCUUGUGAAGUUACUGGUGAUCACAUUAAUUUAAUUACUUCUAGGUAAUGAUAAUGUGGGACUCAAAUGAUAACCGGGGAUUUAAAAACUCUCUAAAUGGCAUGCCUGUGCCCGCUGCUGUGGUUGGCAGUGUGCUGUCUUACACACAAGGCACUACCUAAAUAAUUCCCUCUGUGCUCUGUGCCAGUGCCACACUGCUGAUGGAUCCAUUGUUACUAUGAAAAGAAAUAAAGGGCGUCUAUCACAUGGAGAUAACGCCUUCCCUAAGGGACAUAUCAGAAUAGGAAGUAAUGCCACUAACUUCUAAAGAAGUUUAAACCUUAUAUCCGAUUUUAAUAAAAAAACAGCCAACAGGUAUAUCCAGAAUAGAAAUUAGCCCCAUGUACACUACAUUUUUUCUAAUAAAGUCAUUUCUUCUAUGA